AUGGCACAUGGCAAGAGGUCUAGGCAGCAGGCCGAGGCAACGACCUCCGUUAGCCUGCUGGACCUGGACGGCAGCGACAUGGCGCGUAUCCUCCUGCUCUUCUCCGGCCACCACCACCACAGCCAUGGUCACGCUGGCGUCGCUGGGCCGCCGUCGCCCGAGAGGGUGUUCGAGUGCAAGACCUGCAACCGGCAGUUCCCUUCCUUCCAGGCGCUGGGCGGCCACCGGGCUAGCCAUAAGAAGCCGCGUCUCGCAGAGGGCGCCGAGCCGCCAAAGCCCAAGGUGCACGGCUGCUCCAUCUGCGGGCUCGAGUUCGCCGUUGGCCAGGCGCUCGGCGGCCACAUGCGACGCCACCGAGCCGUCGCGGCGGCAGGGGAAGGGCUCGGCCUUGGCCUCGACCUUGGCCUCGGCCUCGGCCCCAAAGACGUCGGCCAGAAGAAGACAACAACGGCGGCGGCCAAGCUGGUGCUCGACCUGAACGUGCCGGCGGCGUUAGAGGAGGAGCCAGCGGCCGAUCGCACGAACAAGCAGCUGGGGCUCGCCGUGGACUUCCCCGUAGUGGUUGACUUCCGACGUUAAGAAGAAAUUCAUGCCUGAUCUAUACAGUACAAUUUUUGGUGUUCAA
Molecule: messenger RNA, 625 nt
Organism: Lolium rigidum
Lineage: Eukaryota; Viridiplantae; Streptophyta; Magnoliopsida; Poales; Poaceae
Product: zinc finger protein ZAT5-like
Exons: 1
Coding region: 1-579 (192 amino acids)
Source: RefSeq, a predicted model, not a curated record